AUGGCUACUGCGAGAAGGCUACCGGAGUGGCUGAAGGUGAAGGCGCCGGGCAGUGCGGGCUACCUGGAGCUUAGGCAGCUCGUGAGGUCGGAGGGGCUCAACACUGUUUGCGAAGAGGCUCAUUGUCCGAACAUUGGGGAGUGCUGGGACCGGGGAACUGCUACUUUCAUGGUACUGGGGGACAUCUGCACACGCGCGUGUUCGUACUGCGCGGUGAAGACGGGUAUGCCGACGACGCUAGACUUGCAGGAACCGGUGCGACUGGCGGAAACCGUGGAGAGAUUAGGGCUGCGAUAUGCGGUCAUCACAUCGGUGGACCGAGACGAUCUGCCGGACGGCGGGGCUUUCAUAUUCGCGCAGUGUAUCCGACAGAUUCGAAAGCGUCUGCCUUCGUGCAAGGUGGAGGUGCUGAUACCAGACUUCGAGGGGGACCCUGAUGCGCUGGCGAAGGUUAUGGAAGCGAAGCCGGAUACCCUGAACCACAAUAUUGAGACAGUGCGGCGAGUGUUCAGCCGCGUGCGUCCGAAGGGUGACUACGACAUGUCGCUGGAGCUGCUGGCGAACGCCAAGAGGCUGGACAGAGAUGCGGUCACCAAAUCGGGGAUGAUGGUCGGGCUUGGCGAGAGCUGGGACGAGAUUCUGGAGACGAUGCGGGACUUGCGGUCUGUUGACUGUGAUCUGCUGACGAUUGGGCAGUAUUUGCGCCCUUCAGGUAAGCAUGUGCCGCUGGCGCGGUGGUACACCCCGGGCGAGUUCGACGAACUGCGUCUCGAGGGCGAGGCGCUAGGAUUCAGGCAUGUGGCGUCCGGGCCGCUGGUGCGGAGUUCGUAUCACGCGGACGAGCAGCAUGCAGCAGCGAGUGGAGUGGAAGUGGGUUGA
Geodia barretti is the source of this 879-nucleotide messenger RNA. NCBI's taxonomy places the organism in Eukaryota, Metazoa, Porifera, Demospongiae, Tetractinellida, Geodiidae. The record is from the annotation of a GenBank genome assembly.